UGGCCGCUCGGCCAAAGUCGGGACAAUUCCUCCUGUCAACAAGUGUUUAUAAAAUCACGUGAAACUUCGACGGCCGAGGCGAGUCCGUUUUUUUUUUUUUUAUUUCGAAUCCUUAAGUUUCCUCUGUCAUGGUUCGAGUUAACUGAAAUAGCCUCUUAUUCUAAGCCCUUCGGCAUAUAUCUCAAAUCUAAAAAAACGCGAAGAUAUGUGAAAGGUAGAGAAUUGUUUUUUAAUCGGCUCUUAUUUUCAAUUUUCCCUCGGAGGCGAUCGUCUUCAAUUCGACCUGUGAUAAAAAUGAGGGGAUCCUUGCCGUCUACAACAAUGCUGUUGGCAUUAUUCUAAUAACAUUUUUAAAAAACCAGUAGGAUUUGAUUUUUUCACUUUCAUAGAGCAAGACAGUGAAACGUCAGUUGCGAUGAGCCGACAAGAAGGUGAAUAUCCGAUGCGACUCACCCCGUUUUCCUCAGCCAAUGUGUUAACUGCAUUUCCUCAUCAUUCCCGGAGGAAAACUCUAAGGCCUUGGAGGGGACCGACGGGCGUUAUCCUGGAGGAACGAAUUGUAAGAUGACUGGUGUGAGGAAAGUGAAUGCAGUGAAGAAGAUUUGAUAACAGAUUACCUAGGUAGUGAAGAAAUGAGUGACAAACAAGAACUCAUUGGCCCCUCUCCUCUUGUCCCGACCAUCAGCGUCACACCUCACUCUCCAGCAGGAAAGCACUAUCCUAUUUUAGAGGACAACUUGCAACAAUUGCAAUACAUCCAUGAAAGUGUUCAACAAAUGCGAGAUCUCUCAGUUCAACCAACAACUAAUCAAGAAGCGAGUCGCCUCAGUGCUUCAUGCCCGUCGUUGAACGAUGCUGGAUCUGACCCGGAUCUUUUGUCGAGUGUCAACUCCACACCAUCUCAGACGCUCACGUUAGCCACACCUGCACUUUCCCGUUCCAUUUAUCACAAACGUGGUUCAGGUGAGUGGGAGUACAGACGUAAAGCAGCAGGUGAGAAUGAAACUGAAAUUUCUCGAAGAAAAAGUUGGGCGGCAAUUGAAGAUCUGUCGCAUGGCAAGGAACCCUGUAAAAAUUCUCGACAAAGAAGUGGGAAUGAUUUAUGCAGUAUAAGCCUGAGCAGUAUGGAAUCGGAUAUGGAUGAUCCAUUUUGUGAAAGCACAGCAAAUCUUCUCGGAACAGAUGAAGCAAAAUCACGUGUUAGACAAGCUCGCACUAAUGCUAAUUCAUCUACCCAUUCUCUGAAUGAAGCUGAAUUACAGGGAGAUUUUAAAAAGGUAGUGUCAAAACGAGAAGCUGAAACAAGAUUAUUGAAUGCUCGGUUGAAUUCUCCACUCCAGAAAUCAGUUUCAACACCAUCCAUAAUAGCUGUCCGAGAGCUUGCAAGUACAGAACCUACCAUGAUUGUAGAAUCUUCAACAUCAACAUUACCAGUUGGGUGUCAACUGCGAGGGUUUGGUACCGAGAGUGAUGAAGAAGACUUGGCGGCUAUUCUCGACUCAGAAAAGGAUUUAGCAGUCUCAGAUUAUUUUACACAUGCUGCUUAUGAUGACCAUUCUGAAAAAAGAAGGAAACGAGGAAGUCUUUUUUUUCGCAAAAAGAAGGACAAAGUAAAAAAGACUACACACCAGUGGGUAUCAGUAUCAUAUGGGAACUCUCAAAUGUGUGAUUUCUGUUCAAAAAUCCUGACCAAUAAGCCAUCUGUAUAUUGUGAAAGUUGUACCAUUACUGUACAUCAAAAUUCAUGUAAAGAUAGUCUUGCUGAUUGUAAAGGAAAAGGGAGUAAGCUCAUGGCUAAAACAACAGCUUCUUUGGGAAAAUCAACCGGAAAACGAUCGAGUAGCAAUCAGUCUGGAUCCCCUAGCAGUCAAAUGAACAAUGAUGAUGACCAUCAUUAUCAUCCCACACAGCACGAUGCAGUAAGCUAUACAGAAGAAGUUCCAUUGGUACAGUAUGAAUUUCUGGAUGAACCACCGAUAACUGUGAAUGACUUGGAAACCGACCCUUACCUUGGACUCCAAGAGGAAGAACCCGACUCUUGGACUCCAACAGCAACCAAAGAAAUCAUUAAAAAGUUAAAGGAGAAAGAAAUUAAGCGCCAAGAACAUUUAUAUGAAUUCAUUUUGACGGAAAAACAUCAUUGCUUAACAUUGAGGGUGAUGCAAAAAGUGUUUGUAGAGGGUUUGCAGAAAUAUUUUCAACUAGGUGCAGCUGUAGAAAGAAUGUUUCCAAGGCUAGCUGAUUUAACGGAAAUCCAUUUAGGAUUUUUACGGCAGCUGCGAGCCAGACAAAAGGAAUCACCGCCCGUAAUUGAAUAUAUAGGAGAUAUUUUAUUAGAACAAUUCAGUGGACUUGCAGCCGAGCGUUUGAAAUCCGUCUAUGGUGAAUUUUGUUCCAACCAUAGGUAUGCGAUUGAUAUAUAUAAGGAGUCUAUGCAACAAGACGGAAGAUUUGCCGAGUUUGUUAAACAUUGUCAGGGAAAUCCAUUGCUUAAGAAAAAAGGAAUUCCUGAAUGUAUUUUAUUUGUUACUCAACGUUUGACAAAAUAUCCUUUGUUAAUUGAGCCAUUGAUUAAAACUUCAAAAGACAAUAAAGAAGAACAAGACAGAUUAGUCAAAGCACUGUCUUUAAUUAAGGAAAUCCUAGUAGAGGUUGAUGCUCAAGUUGCUGAAAAGGAGAAAGAAGUCCGUAAACUAGAAAUUUAUAAUCGAGUCGAAGCCAAAUCUUUUACUACUCAUAGAGGUCAUAAAUUCAAGAAAUCAGAUAUUAUGUCUGCAAAUAGAAAAUUGAGAUUUGAAGGAGUUGCAAUGUUGAUGCAGGGACGUGGUAAAGUACAGGUUGUACUAGUCAUUGUCUUUUCAGAUGUACUAUGUUUCUUGUUAGAAAACAACCAUAAGUACUCUUUUUUUACGCCUGAAAAUAAGGCUGGUGUAGUUUCUCUUCAAAAAUUAUUAGUACGUGAAAAGGCUGGCCAAGAAUCCCGAGGCAUUUACUUAAUAUCGUCAAAUCCUGCAGAUCCUGAGAUGUUCGAACUUAAAGUUCACAAACCGAAAGACAAGCAAAUAUGGAUUAAGGCGAUUAGGGAUGCAGUACAAAAUUGCCCUGAAGAUGAUGAGGACAACUGCAGUCAUGUUAUAAAUGUUGAAGAAAGGCAAAGGCAAUUUGACGGGCAGCAGAAACAAACUAAAGAACUAGUUGACUUGGGAGUUGGUGAAAUAAAAGAAUUGCUUAAACAAAAAGAUCGAGAACAAGCUCAAGUACUUGAGGAAAAAAUGGCUUUACAACUGAAGCUGCUGGCUUCAGCUGGAGUUGAUAACAUGCCAGAUAGGCCUAAUUAUAUGGCUCUUGUAACUGAACCUUUAGACAAUAACAAAAUCAGAAGAGAUGUUCUAACAGCAGUUAAGAAAGUAAAUCAGAUUGCAAAAUCACUGUAUGCAUCUGCAACAAAUUUAUCUAGAAGUGCAAGCUCAGUUGGCGAACAUCAAAGUGAUGCUUACAUAUCACCAACAUUGCCUAAACGCGCCGAAACAUUCGGAGGAUUUGACAACCAAGCUCCUAAUUCACGAGUUACUCUCCAAAAGAAACUACCCAACUCUAGUAGUCCUAUGGGAUCCCCUGAUACAGUCCAUAAAGGAAACUGCAAUCCAGCUACCAUCACAGUCGAAAAAACUCUAUUUAAAAAUUUAAUGGAAGAUGAUGAUUUAGAAGUUCCACAUUUAUUAACUGGCCAAGACCAUCAGGUUGCUGCUACUCAGUUAUCGCACCAUGUGUACACACUUUCUUGUAUUAUUUCACAUCAAAUGACUACAAUAGACAGCCUUGAGGCUGAAUUAGCUACAUUAAAAUCUAAUGUCGGUGACUCUGGAAGACCUAUUUACCGACACAAUCAGCAACUUGAAGAGCUGAGGAAUUUGCAGGAUAAACUGCAAAGUGAAAAAGAAAUCUGGCAAAGGGAAAAAGAUGCUGAAUUGAAAGAGUUAGAACAAAAGAAAGAAGAACUAUCACGGUUACAGGAGCAAAUAAGAAUUGAACAAGCUGACAUCACACAACAACGAGAACAAUUGUACAGAAAACUUGAAACACUUAGCAAUCAGGGAAUAAUGAUGAGUCCUACAAUUGUUGGAGCUUCGUCUCCUGAAGAAUUAUCGCCUCCUAUCAUACACACCCCUCCUAGUGAUCCACCAAAACGUAAAUCUGAUAUGGCAAAAUGGAAACAGUUACCUCCAAAUAAAGCUACAACAUUACCACUCAAUUUAAUUAGUGCUACUAAUCAACAAAAGGUUGCAUCGAAUGUUCAAAUUAAACAACAGUUACCUCUGAAGCUUGCUACUAAACUUAGUGGUAAUUCUGCACCAAACACAGCUAACGCCCCCCAACAAAUGCUUCCCUUAAAGUUAAGAGAAGCUGCCGGAGAGGGUAAGAAAACAACUGGAUAUCAGAGAUUGAGUUCAUGUAGCCCACCACAAUUACCAACACAUUCUCGCACAGGCUCAAGCCCAGCUAUGAUGCAAAAUAUACCGGGAGAAUCUAAAUCAGGAGCAAAGGCAGGACGGACGAACACCUAUCCAAAACUCCCAGACAAAUUUCGAGUACGGUCUCCUGAAUCAAAACAGGAAACAGUUCCUACCCAAAAUUCAGAGGAAGAAGUCAUUUUUUUUUAAUAACGGACAGUAUUUCUUGAUAAUGUAAGGUAUUGUAAACAAUGAAAACUGAAAUUACCAUAGCUCACAAAUUGAUUUGAUAAAUCAUUCAGCUUAAUUAUUUAUAUAUAAUUGAUUUAAAAUAAAAUUGUUUAUUGACAAUUAAUGAAUUUUUCGAAAGGUUACAAUUGUGUUCUGCAAGAUGAUGGUUAAUUUUUGAGAUACUUAUUUAUGUAAUAAUUAUGUACUAAAAUUAUCUGUGAAUUCGGAAAACUUGAAAUUUGAUGAAGAUAUUUUUAUAGAACAGUAAACAUUGGUUACUGUAAUAAUCGAGCGGGUCUUUUGUGUUCUUAGCAUAAAAUUCUAUGUAGGUUGUUAUUGCUGUUUAUAUUCUAUUACAUUAAAUUAAUUUUUCUAUGAAGAAUCAUUAUCUGUGUAUUUAUAUGUGUUUAUAACAUAUAUUCAUACACAUAUUUUAAAUGUAUUCAUAUAAUAAUAUAGAAAACUUCAUGAUAAAACAGUUUAAUAUUUAUGUAAGCCUAAAUAUGAAAUCGUAUGACUGUGGGUUGAAGAACCUUCUGUUACAAAUCUGGAUUGAAAAUUAUUUCUAAUUUUAAAAUAUACCACUGCUAUUGAAAAUUGUUAUUGCUUAAAUAAUAAAAAGGGAUUGAAGUAUAUAAUUGGCAAUAUUGUACUAUAUAAAUUUUUACUAUUCAAUCUGUUUAAAAAAAAAUUAUUAAUUAUUUUGAAAUCUGUCUGUGCUAGGGAUGCACAUCAGAUUCACAGUUUAUCAAAAGAAGUGUAAUUUUCCAGAGGAAUGUUAGCUACAAUUAGGAAGUGGUUACAAUUUGCAAAAGUUAAAAUAAAUUAUUUCUUCCCUUUAUAUUAUUUGCUAUUUUUGAAAUUGUAAUAUUUUAUGACAAAUUCUAUGGCUUUUAUAGAUGAAUAAUUUUAUUAUCAUUUUGGUAUUUUUCCUUUCAUUACUUACAUGUGACACAAUUCACUUUUGAUUUUUUUUUUUUCCCAAUACAUUUAGAAAAACACAUUUCGUUUUUGCACAGACUUAAUAUACUUAACUAGGCUUUUUUGUCUGUAUUUUUUUUUUUUUUUUUU
Messenger RNA from Cimex lectularius (bed bug), 5753 nucleotides. It is a transcript of the gene cyst, whose product is annotated as rho guanine nucleotide exchange factor 18. Gene Ontology annotation, molecular function: guanyl-nucleotide exchange factor activity. Bases 633 to 4661 code for a protein of 1342 amino acids. Gene Ontology annotation, biological process: regulation of Rho protein signal transduction. The record is from RefSeq and is a predicted model, not a curated record. The transcript is spliced from 32 exons. NCBI's taxonomy places the organism in Eukaryota, Metazoa, Arthropoda, Insecta, Hemiptera, Cimicidae.